UUUCCACGGCUAUUUAUCACCAAUAAAUCAUCUUUCCGCUUAUCACGCUCCUGUUUGUAAACAUUGUUAGAGAGGUAUAUUUUUCUUACGUACGAGAGAUUAUGUUCAUCCUUUUUGAGUUCUUUUUUCCGAAAAAUGACUGAGAAAACUACUCUUACGUGUUUUCAUUGCAGUGCAUCGUUUACCAGAAAAGAUAAUUUGGUUCGUCAUAUCAAAAACUUUCAUCUUAAUCCAAAAAUAAAUAAGAAAAAUGGUAAUCUUGAUCUAAUUGAGUACUGCAUUCCAACUUCCUAUCUAUCAUUCUGUUUGAAAUUUUCAUGUUUAAAAAUCAUUUUCCUGAAUUUGUUUUAGUCAAAGUUAAAGUAAGACGAAUUGUAUGUCCUCUGUGUAAUGUGAUUAUACCUGGUAAAUUCUCCAAUUUUCACCACCAUCUAACACUAAUACACAAUGUUAAUCUUGAGCAACAAUGUGUUACUUUCAACUCUUUCAGUGGUAAGUAAUAGGUACAUUAAUUAAGAUUCUCGCAUAUUGUUAAUUCAAUUGACUAAAUUAUCACUGAGCUGUCAUUUUUCUUUCAUUUUUUCUUAGAAUUCCAAACAUGGAAGUUGGAAGAGGAAAACAAAACGAUGUCUAAAUUCGUGAAACGUAGGAGAGAAUAUACUCGGAAGAAUGGUAGUACUGUCGGAUAUUACGUCUGUCACCGCAGUUUUCAUUUCAAAUGCACGAAAAAAAGAAAAACAUCUCGAAGGAAAAAUCGUGGAUCAAAUAAAAUCGGAUAUGCAUGUUCAGCUAACAUGAAAGUGACGAAAACAAAUCAACAAAUCACAGUAAACUAUUGCAAUUCACAUGUUGGUCAUUGCUGUGAAGUUGGUAGGCUAACGUUGAAUGCUGAAGAAAAAGCUGAAUUAGCAGGUAAAAUGAAACAAGGUGUUCCGUUGUCCAGAGUUUUGGAUGAUAUCCGAGAAGAGGAGCCUACCACCAUUAAAAGAAUACAUCUCACCGACAGAAAUGACCUCCAUAACAUAAAAAAAAACUUAUGGAAUUAAUUGCCCUUUGAGGUACGAUAAUAACGAUCCUACAAGUGUAGCUGUCUUCAUAGAGAAAAUGAAAAUGAAUGAAAAAGGCAACCCAAUAAUUUUUUUCAAAGAUCAACAAACGGAGCUGGAAUCGUUUGAGAAAAAAGAUUUUAUUCUGAUAAUGAUGUCCGAGUUCCAAAAGGAAAUGUUUGUAAAAUAUGGCCAUCGUUGCGUCUGUAUUGAUGGUACUCAUGGAUUAAACGAAUAUAAAUUCAUUUUGUACACCAUCGUAGUCUUGGAUGAAUUUGACAACGGAAUCCCAGUGGCAUUCUGCUUUAGUAAUCGCGGCACGCUUCAAUUGUAUACGCUUUUCUUUGAAAAAGUCAAAGAAUCCUUGGGAAAAACGAUUACUACGAAGAUAUUCAUGUCCGAUGGCGAAGUCACCUUUUACACAGCUUGGGCUGCAGUUAUGGGUUCAGCUGAGCGGCAAUUGUUGUGCUUGUGGCAUCUGUAUAAAACGUGGAACCAACAUUUUCCGAAGAUUGAUGACUUGAACAAAAGAAAACUAGUGAAAAAAACGUUGUAUGCAGUAGCAGCUGAACCUAAUGUUGAAAAUUUUUGCCAAGAGUAUAAAAACUUUUUGAAGCAGUUGGAAGAAGACGAAGAUACUGUUAAAUUUUAUAAGUACUUGAAUGAUUAUUAUACUAAAAACACUGAAUCAUGGGCUGCCUGUUACCGAUCUCAUGCUGUAAUUCAAACGAACAUGCAUUUGGAAAGUUUUCAUAAAACGAUCAAGUAUCAUUACUUGAAUGGUAAACGAUGCUCGCGAUUGGAUAAUACUAUUUAUCAGCUGUUCCGCUACCUUCGAGAUAAGAAAUAUGACCAUCUUAUAAAGUUAGCCAAAGAAAAACCCACGAAGAAAUCCAAAGCCAUCCGAGAAAGUCAUGCUAAAUCUGCUGAUUAUAUCAAUUCAGUAGAAAUAAUUGACAAUGGAAAAUAUCAAGUCAAGGACUACGAGGUCACGUUACAACAACCUGAACCAUGCUGUUUUCAUGUAUGCAAAGAAUGCAAAAUCUGCAUUUGUAUGUACGUGUGUUCAUGCAGAGAUAGUCAGAUCAAUAGAAAUAUGUGUAAGCACAUUCAUGCUUGUGUGCAAAAAGACGAAGAGAUCAAUCAAGAAUUGGCCGAUGAUGAAAAUUGUAACUCUUUAUCCGUAGUACCUACCAACAGCGAUAUACCUACCAACAGUGUAACAGAAAACAGCAACCAGAACCUAUUGUUGGAAAGUUACCACUUCGGAGACGAAAUAUUACCAACUGUUCAAAGAGAAUCUUUAGAUGAUGCAAAAGUUGAUUUAAUUGCUCGCUGUAAUGUAAUUUCUGGUUAUUUAUCCAACCGAAGUGUAAAGAAAGAAAGUAUUGACAUCGUCAGGAAACUACUAGAUCGAGCGACAGCAGUUUUAAUGGAAGAGGAAAAUUCAGAGAAAGAGAAGCGUUCGAAUCCUGUCAACACGAACAGUAAAAUAGAAAAGCAGACGUAUCUAACUAUUAAUACACAAAAGUUGGAGCCUUUGUCUCCCUUUUGCGCCGAUUGUACGGCCGUUUUUGGUUUUUGCGAAUGAAUUUCGACAUGUAGACAUAUCAGUUACUGUGCGAAUGCCAUUGAAUCUUUUUGAAAAUUUACAUUUUUCCAAAAAAAUCGUAAUUAAAAAAUGUUUGGAUUUUGGAAUUAGAGAGAAUGUUUUGGUUUUCGUCUUUCGAUCACGAAAAUAGAUCCGCAGUACCUCUAUCAUUUUUAAACCUUGGAAACAUCAACGAAACUUGGUUGAUAUUUGUGUGACGUCAUGCAAAUGCGUUUUUUUUUCGUUUUUGAAAACUUGAAAAGA
This is a messenger RNA of Planococcus citri (citrus mealybug), 2901 nucleotides long. RefSeq lists its product as uncharacterized. NCBI's taxonomy places the organism in Eukaryota, Metazoa, Arthropoda, Insecta, Hemiptera, Pseudococcidae. The record is from RefSeq and is a predicted model, not a curated record. The transcript is spliced from 2 exons. The coding region runs from base 1105 to 2637 and encodes 510 amino acids. Gene Ontology annotation, molecular function: zinc ion binding.